AUACCGGAAAUGGGCGGGUCUCUCUUCACCAACAUGUCGGCAUAGGAGUUUUUAUAAAAACUUUACUGUCCAUAUUUAAUACAUUCAGCCGUUUAACUGUUCGCAGUUGAAGGAACAUGGUGUGUGAGCGUAGCGUAGACUUCGUGAAGCCUUUCCGGGAUGGUUUAAUCAUUAAGUUGGCAGUUGUGCUGGUAGUAAUCAGCAUAACGGGGCUGGUAUCUGCCUGGGAAGGAAUCAGCUCAGAGAGAUGUCUCAUCUGGGGUCCGGGGCUGAAGCCCGACACGGUUCUACCGGUCCGCUACUUCUUUAUUCAGGCAGUCAGUUCCAACGGAGAAAACCUGACUUUGUCUCCAGGUAAAGACACAUUUCAAGUGAAGAUAAGUCCGCUGGACAAGCAGGAGCACUUCCGUAUCCACGCCCCCCCACCCCUGGACCGAGGGGACGGGUCCUUCCUGGUGAGGUACCGACUCUACGGCACGGUGCUGAACGGCCUCAUGGUGGAAGUCCUCCACCAAGAAGCUGCUGUGGCCAAGUCGCCCUAUACCAUCCCAGGUCCAGUCUAUCAUGAAUACUGCGACUGUCCAGAGCCCAAUGCUUCCGUGUGGAAGAGCACCAUGCAGUGUCCCGCCGAGGAACCUCAGGUUGUGGCGGACUUUAAAGCUUUUCCAACAUUCGACCUGCAGCGUCUCAGAUGGGAAGUGCCUCACAGAUUCGCCAACAGAGGAGGCCUCAUUCACUACGCCAUCAUCAACAACCAGUUGUACCGCCGCACGCUGGGGAAAUAUACCGACUUCAAGAUGUUCUCUGAUGAAAUGCUGCUCUCUCUAACCAGGAAGGUGAGGGUGCCUGAUGUGGAAUUUUACAUCAAUGUUGGCGACUGGCCAUUAGAGACCAGGAAGGCAGAUGCUGUUCCAGUCUUGUCGUGGUGUGGCUCUGUAGACACACGGGACAUUGUCCUCCCCACCUAUGAGGUCACACACUCCACCCUGGAGACCAUGAGAGGUGUCACCAAUGACCUGCUGUCCAUCCAGGGAAACACAGUUUCUUUGGGGGUAACAUCUGGACCACUUCCUCCAGGGCCUCCGUGGAUUAACAAAACAGACAAGGCGUUUUUCCGUGGCCGGGACAGUCGAGAGGAGCGUCUUCACCUGGUGUCUCUGUCCAAGAAGAGCCCUGAGCUGUUGGACGCAGGCAUCACAGGAUGGUUCUUCUUCAGAGACCGGGAGAAACAUGUCGGCAAAGCACCGCUUGUUGGAUUCUUUGACUUUUUCAAGUACAAGUACCAGGUGAACAUGGAUGGAACAGUGGCAGCGUAUCGGUUUCCUUACUUGAUGCUGGGGAACAGUCUGGUUCUGAAGCAAGACUCGCAGUAUUAUGAAUAUUUCUAUGGCCACCUGAAAGCAGGCACUCAUUAUGUUUCCGUCCAGAGAAACCUGUCAGACCUUUUUGACAAAAUCAAAUGGGCCAAAGAGAACGACGCCAAAGCACAAGAGAUGGCUAGAGCAGGUCAGACGGUGGUCCGCGAGCUACUGCAGCCCAUCAGACUGUACUGUUACUACUACACAGUGAUGCACAUGUACUCUGAGCGGCAGACAGGACAGCCUACACAGCACGCAGACAUGGAGCUGGUGCCUCAGCCCAACGACCACUCUGCUGUGUGCACAUGUGAGCGUAAAAUCCCUGAAGAAGAACACAAUAUGAAGGAUGAACUAUGAUGGAAUCAGCCGUCUCUAAUUAUUUCCUGACGUGUAAAGGGAGAGGGUAACUGAAUGUAUCUGAUCGUCACAAGAAAAUGUGAAUUUCAUGGUUUACAAUUAGGAUUACAAUUCUGGUUUGUGCCUUUUUUAGUUUGGAUAGUACAGGACGUUUGAGGAAUAAUUUAAAGGGCCGGUGUGGAGGAUUUAGGAGAUGUUCAGUGUAUACCAACCUGAAACUCAGAACUGUAUUGUUUUCAAUACUUGAAUGAGUCCUUCAUACCUUAGAUCUGCCAUGUUUCUACAGUAGCCCAGAACGGACAAACUAAACACUGUCUGUCUUGAGAGCCUUUCACCGAGAGGGCCACCGUAGUUCAGACACACUCAUAAAACCAAAGUAACAUGAGCUGCCUUUUGACUUCUUAAAGUCACAUUACUGCAGUCCUGUGAGUGAGCAGAGGGGUACUCAGCCACAAUCUGCAGCCACACCACUGGAUGCCACUAAAGGAAGCACCUUUUUAAACUAAAAACUCCUCAGCCAUUUCAAGACCAGGCUGCAGGAAAUUGCUCUCAAAAUCAGAAUGCUGCUUUGUUUUUAAUACUGUGUGUUGUGGUGUUUUUUGUACCUUUUUGUAAAGCCCUGGUUGAUGAUUUAAGAAAGUGAGGAUAAAAUUACUGUUUUGUAAAUAUGCCUUUUGCAUUGGAUAUUUUGUAAACAGUAUCAUCUUAAAAUAAAUGUAUCUGAAAUAGAUUCUAUUUUUUACAGUUUACUGGAAAGAUCAUAACCAACCCUUUUAAAAUAUUUGCAGAUUCGUCCAUUUUUUUGUUUUUUUUUCCCCCACUGUAUGUGUGGAUGUAACGUUACUAUGGUAACAUCAUUCAAACUGUAUUUUAAUGGACAGGAAACAUGAAGACAACAUAUUUUGUAUUAAUGUAUUCAUCCUUUCAGAAUUUACUGUAAAUAAAAGGAUUAACGUUUUUGCACAAACGCUACAAAAACGCUACA
Molecule: messenger RNA, 2700 nt
Organism: Cyclopterus lumpus (lumpfish)
Lineage: Eukaryota; Metazoa; Chordata; Actinopteri; Perciformes; Cyclopteridae
Gene: poglut3
Product: protein O-glucosyltransferase 3
Exons: 6
Coding region: 117-1715 (532 amino acids)
Cellular component (GO): endomembrane system
Molecular function (GO): glucosyltransferase activity
Source: RefSeq, a predicted model, not a curated record